Amoebophrya sp. A120 is the source of this 1720-nucleotide messenger RNA. The record is from the annotation of a GenBank genome assembly. Lineage: Eukaryota; Dinophyceae; Syndiniales; Amoebophryaceae.
UUUCAGAGGGACUUUCUUCAUAGCCUGCGCAAGUACGUACUUUGGACAUGUGCAUGUAUGCUUUAUUUUCACUGUUAAAAUAAGCGAGCGUCCAUGAAUGCGACUAAGUCUAGUACCACUGUUAGUUUCUUCACGUUCGAAAGCUACACAGAGUUCCAGGCUUCGCCAGCUCAUACGUAGCAGAAAUCAUGUUCGUUCCGAAGAGCCACCCCGUAGCGGUUUUCGGUUCUUGCGGGAGUCUUGGUCGCGCAACCGUCACGGAUAUCAAAUGCAAAAAUGUCUGGGUCUGGAAGAGUUGGAACUUGUCAUGCGAAUUCUGGAAUAGGCAAAAAUUUGUAUUGCAUAAGCACCAAAAGCUUCCCAUUUCUUGCUACGCAAAUAGGGAAUUUUUCAUGCGGGAUAGACAUCAGGAGGCCUGUGCAAAACCUAUAAUGCUUUCGCGUGCAUUAGAGACCAGGUGCGUGAUCCAAGAGAUGCAUGACAAACUCCUGCAAUCUUCCAGACCCAGACAUUUUUGCAUUUGAUAACGGAACUGCGCAGAAGAGGUUUUCCUCACCUGCUGGGAAUCGAUGUGGGGUCCGAAAACGCGGAGUGCACAGCCAAUUUGCAGCUUUCAUCCAGUGCUGCCGCCGAUGGCCAAGUUUCAUCUCUGCGGCUGCAACAGAGUUCCGUUCUCGACGCGGUGGCGAAAGUCGUAGCAGAAAGAGCCGCGCAAUCCUCAGCUGCAUCCGCCGCCACCCCCUCCAGCAGCUCCACUGCCACCACUCCCCAACUCUCCGCGGUGCUGUGCCUGGCCGGCGGCUGGGCCGGCGGAAACGCCGCGAGCGAGGAUCUGUUGCCAAAUGCCGAGGCGAUGAUAGCAAGUUCCCUGUACGCGUCGCUGAUCAGCGUCAGCGUCGCCGCCCGGUUCAACACGCCGCUCGUGGUGCUGCCGGGCGCCGCACCGGUACUGGGAGCGCAGGCUUGUCCGCCCUUCAUGCUGCCCUACGCCGUCGCCAAAGCGGGUGUACACCAGUUGCUCGCCUCCGCGAGCUCGGACCUGGCUACGGCGGGCCUGCCCGUGGAGACCAAGCUCAUGGGCAUCGCGCCGCGCACGUUGGACACCACGGUACAGCACAGAAGUUGAUGCAGUGUCGCUUUUUACUCAAGACUAUUCUUUUCUGGUGAAAUCGAAGUGAAAUCACAUUGGCAUAAACGAGUCGAAGAAGCUUUAGUUACACUGCGGAUCGUCGUCAGUACUUUCCACUACUUACGAACUUCGCCAAAAAAGAAAGAUAAUCAAACCCUAAAGGUAAAUCGGCAGAACAUGCCUGACGCGGAUUUUUCAUGUUGGACGCCUCUGCCGGAGCUAGCGAGGCAGCUUGCGAACUGGGUAGAGGAGCCGAGCAAAGUUGUCGCCGGUAAAAUGUACGAAGUAGUCACGGAAAGCGGGAAAACGGAGUACCGCUAGAAGUCUGGAGAUGGUGCGAAGAGGGAGGAAUCUUGUAUACCUUUUCGUAUCCGUCCUGUGUACCAAUAUACAAACUUUAAACACUUGCUCAACAGUCUGCCAACCCGUUUCCGAAAAAGAGGCAGAUCGUUUUGUUCGCACAAACACGAACUCCGGUUGUAGAAUUGAGAUCGUGCCAGCACCACAUGCACUGGUGCUGCAAAAUAACUUGAAGAAGGGAAAUAUGGUAGAAGAUUUCCUCGGCAGCGGCUUUGUUGUAGAGGCAUUCAU